Paramuricea clavata is the source of this 321-nucleotide messenger RNA. Lineage: Eukaryota; Metazoa; Cnidaria; Anthozoa; Malacalcyonacea; Plexauridae. The record is from the annotation of a GenBank genome assembly.
AUGGGGGGACUAAAAAGCUACUUAGAUUUCCUCACUGAAAUUUGUGUCACCCUCAUGGUCAGAAAGCCACAGAGCGACGACUCGGACGAAGAUCAGCCUGAACUACCGCCACCACCAAAAAAGAGAAGGAAAGCAUCAAGUAUCCCAGAAGCUAUAAGAUAUGACAAGUAUGACCAUUGGCCAAUUCGCACGGACAUACCCAAUGCACAGAGAUGCAAAAUGGACGGUUGCAAGAAAAAAACAAUGUUUAUGUGCAGUAAGUGCAAUGUGUACUUAUGUGUCACUAAGAGCACAUGUUUCUUCAAUUUUCAUGGAAAGUAA